Molecule: messenger RNA, 1674 nt
Organism: Rotaria socialis
Lineage: Eukaryota; Metazoa; Rotifera; Eurotatoria; Philodinida; Philodinidae
Source: the annotation of a GenBank genome assembly
AUGAGCAAUAAACAAGAUAAUUCGAAAAUGGGCACAUAUAUUGUUGAAUAUGAUUAUAUUGCUAAAUCAUCAGAUGAAUUAACAAUAAGAAAAGGAGAUCUUAUCACUGAUGCUGUACCAGCUGAAGAUGGUUGGUUGAAAGGAGAAUGUCGUGGAACAUUUGGUCAUUUUCCAGAAAAUUUUGUUACUCCAUUGACGAAAGAAAAAGCUAAAAAUCGAACAUUUGCAAAUGAACUUGGAUCUCGAUUACAAUCAGCAGUUAAUGCAAAUAAAAGUGGUACAUUACGAAAACGACCUGCAAAUGACGAUGCUCUCUUUCAAUCACAACAUUCAAAUAAUUUACCAAAUGGAACAUUAUUUCAAGUGAAAGUUGCCUAUGGUUAUACACCUAUACAUGAUGAUGAAUUAACAAUCAAUCCAAAUGAUGUUAUUAAUGUUACACGUUUGGUUGAAGAAGGUUGGUACGAAGGAACGAUCAAUGGUAAAAUGGGUUUAUUUCCAUCAAAUUAUGUUACACGUAUAAAUGAUGAAACAAAUCAUAAAAAAGAUCCACCCUUGAAACGUAAACCAGUUAAUGGUCUUGGUACAUUGGCUACUAAAGAAACACAUAAACCAGCUUCACCAGCAGCCAUAGAAACACCGCCAUCUCAACAAAAAACUCCAACUACUCCACCAUUACUAACAACUAAAAAGAAUACACCAAUGAAAGCACGUGUUUUGUAUGAUUACAAAAAAGCUGCCGAUGAUGAAUUAACACUUACAGUUAAUGAUAUUGUAACUGUACUAGAUAAGAAUCUUGAAGAUGAAGGCUGGUGGAAAGGAGAAGUUAAUGGUCGAAUCGGAGUGUUUCCAGAUAAUUAUGUUGAAGAAAUUCCGGCAAUGACAACACCAUUAAUAAACUCGAAACAUCGACCAAAUACACCAGAAGCAGGAACAAAAAAUCCUACACAAACGUUACCCAAAGCAAAAAUAACUAACGGAGAUUCAUCUCAUACAUAUUCGAAUGACUCGCGUCCUGGAAAAUCAACUUCCAUUAGCGACGAAGAAGGACAUACAUCACGCAAUCAUUAUGCAGAAAUUAAUAAUCUUGAUGCGAUUGGUACAACAGAAAAACUUAGUAGUUUCAAUAAACCAAAACCUGUUUCAUCGAAACGACCACCUUCAUCAACAAUAAGAAAAAUGGAAAAUGGAUUGAGUAAAACAACAGGUUCCGUUGAGGAAACGAAUCAAAAUAAUCGUCCACAAUCUGCAGAUGCUAAGCCUGAACAUAGAGUUCAUACUCCGUCACCUCCAUCAUCUCAACGAGAACCAGGACAAUUGGAGUCUCCACGUUAUACAAAUCGUCCAUCAUCACUUCAUUCUACAUUAGUAAACACCAAUCAGCAAGGAUCACUUUCACUUAAUAGUACAACAGAAUUAGUUCAUACGGCCACGAAUUCGUCGUAUGUUAAUUCGAAUACAUUAAAUACUAAUAGUACCACCACAACGAUUGAACAAUUACAAAAAGAUUUAUUAAAAAUAAAAGUUUCAAUGGAUGACAUGAAAGUAAAAUUUGCUGAUCAAAUUCGUGAUCUUGUUAGUGAAUUAGACGAGGAGAAGAAAGCACGUGCAACGUUACAAAUCGAACUUGAACGUCUUCAAAAGCAAAUUCAAAAAUCCACCCUUGUUAAUUAA